Colletes gigas is the source of this 654-nucleotide messenger RNA. RefSeq names its product 39S ribosomal protein L30, mitochondrial (gene mRpL30). Lineage: Eukaryota; Metazoa; Arthropoda; Insecta; Hymenoptera; Colletidae. The transcript has 3 exons. Gene Ontology annotation, cellular component: large ribosomal subunit; mitochondrion. Gene Ontology annotation, molecular function: structural constituent of ribosome. The record is from RefSeq and is a predicted model, not a curated record. Bases 60 to 581 code for a protein of 173 amino acids. Gene Ontology annotation, biological process: translation.
CAGUGCGUGCAUAACCUUACUUUACUCGGUUGUACGACGUUUAUCGUGGUUUUUAAAAAAUGGCAAAUCGUACGAAUGUUCUGUUAACGUUUGUACGCCAUCGACAUAGUUCGAAACAUUGGCUUAAGGAUGGUGUUCGAUACGGAAAGGUCACAUAUUACCAAAAAGACAAAAGUCUCGUGGAUCCUCCGAUUACGCCGUCGAAAGUCUUAAUGGUUCAUAGAGUAAAACCUAUCAAAGGCAAUCCAUGGUGGGAAAAGAAUAUACUUGAAAGAUUAGGCUUCGAGGAAAAAGUGAAACAACCGGUGUUUGUGAAGAACACGCCAGAAAUGUGCAAGGCUCUUUGGGUUGUGAAGCAUUUAGUAAAAAUCGUUCCUGUACAAUUGCCUGAAAAACUGCCAGAAGUAAACGAUUUAACGAACAUAUAUUUUCACGACGACGGAUCUGUUCAUUCUUAUGGAAAGCUUGAUUAUGUUCGUUACGAAGCUACUAUGAAACAUAAAAUGUCUAUGAAAAGAUUAAGUAACUAUACCAUAAGCGAGAAACUUAGGCUGAGGUGGAUGCAAGGGAAUCUCGUGUAAUGGGACAAAAAUUAGACUCUACGAUACUAAUUUGUGGCGCUGUAAGGUGAUAUGCUAUGUUAGGAAAUAUAAA